Molecule: messenger RNA, 852 nt
Organism: Aureococcus anophagefferens
Lineage: Eukaryota; Pelagophyceae; Pelagomonadales; Pelagomonadaceae
Exons: 1
Coding region: 1-852 (283 amino acids)
Biological process (GO): pseudouridine synthesis
Molecular function (GO): RNA binding; pseudouridine synthase activity
Source: RefSeq, a predicted model, not a curated record
AUGUUGAACGGGCGCACGGCGCGCUGCGGUGACGCCGUGAAGCAGGGCGACCGCCUCGAGCUGCGCGCGCGCGUCAACGUCACGUCCUACGUGCAAGCGAGAUUCCGUUCCGCGAAGGCGCCGUUCGACCUCGAGGUCGCGUACGAGGACGACUACCUCGCCGUCGUCGUCAAGCCCGCGGGCGUGCCGACGUACUCGCCCGGCGGCGACCACGGCGGCCGGGCGAACCUGCGGUCCUGCCUCCCCUUCGCGCUCAAACCGCCGGCGUCGUGCCGCGCGGGCGACGAGGUGCUGCGCAGGCCGCAGCCCGUGCACCGCCUCGACAAGGCGACGAGCGGCCUCGUGCUCUGCGCGAAGACGAAGCUCGCGGCGGUGGGCGCCGCGCGGGCCUUCGCGACGCGCGCUGUCAAGAAGCGCUACAGCGCGGUUUUGCUCGGCGAGCCCGCGGCGCGCCGCGGCGUCGUCACCGCGCCCGUGCCCGUGAACGUCAAGGGCCUUUCCGUUUUGAAGUCCGCGCGGACGGUCUACGCCGUCGAGGCCGUCGUCGACUCGCUCAAGGCGAGCAAGCUCUGCCUCGUCAAGUGCGCGCCGCGCACCGGGCGGACGCACCAGCUCCGGCGGCACUUCGCGGAGGCGCUGGGCCGGCCCAUCGUCGGCGACGUGCUCUACGACGGCGGCGGGCCCGAGGCCCUCAACUUCCGCCGCAGCGGCCUCUUCUUCUGCGCGCGGUCCCUCGAGCUCGACCACCCCGUCACGGGCGCGCGGCUCCAAGUGCGGACGGGCCUCCCGGGCAAGUUUUCCAGCCUCCUCGAGCGCGAGGCGCGGCGGGCCGCGGCGCUCGGGGACGGGUAA